Molecule: messenger RNA, 360 nt
Organism: Plenodomus lingam JN3
Lineage: Eukaryota; Fungi; Ascomycota; Dothideomycetes; Pleosporales; Leptosphaeriaceae
Source: RefSeq, a predicted model, not a curated record
AUGUCUGAAUCAGCAAUCACAGAAGCAUCCCCUGCGCAGGAAACGGCGCCAGUGAAGGGCAUGAAGAAAAACGGCAAGCAAUGGCACGGCAACAAGUCUGCCUUCCGACCGCGUACAAACCAGACUUCCUGGGAGAAGCGGACGGCUGAGAGGGCGGCACUGGCGGCUGUAAAGGCCAAGGAGAAGGAGCUGAAGGAAGAGAAGGAGUCUGAGCGACAGCGACGAGUCGAUGCGAUCAAGACAAAGCGCGCCGCAAAGGCAGAGCGGGAGCGAUUUGCGCUCAUGGAGGAGAAGAUGCACAAGAAGCGCGUCGAUCGUUUGAAGAGGAGAGAAAAGCGCAACAAGAUGCUCAAGUCGUGA